GUCCAUAUUUCUAGAAUAAAUCAUGAAGAAGAAGAGCAGACGUCCAAGGCCCAGCAAGACACAGACAGCGGUGAGCGUCCUGGAGGAGACGAGACUGCCUGGAAACAGAGGGAGGCCUCGGAAGACUGUCCCUGUAACCACAAACAGUUUCCAUGGCAACGCUGCAGAGCACAAGACUGCUAACUUUGACUUCAGUGUGACAGCAGUUGACAACACACAAAAGCAUCCAGAGAGCAAGACAAAAUCUUCAGCAGGUAGACUGUCAACUGCUAUUUGUCGGCUCUGCCAUGGAAAGUUCUCUCCACGCAGUCUGCGACACGCCUUCAACAAGUGGCCUCAGGAUUCUAUUGAGAUCGUUGACCAUGAGUCAGCCCAGUCACCCCUUUUAUUCCAUACAGAUUUCCAGCAACUGGUUGGGGUCCAGUUGGACCGUGACCCCCGGUUAUCUGAGUUUAUUUGCAAGAAAUGUCACGCAAAGUUCUACAAAUGUCACAGCAUCCUCAUCAGGUUUCUGCAGAGGGUCAACAUUCCACCUGUUGGAAAAGAGAACCCGAAAAGCCAGAAGAAUGCAAAGUGCCCAGAGUCCUCAGUAAACCAUGGCCCAGCAACACCACCAUCCUUCACCUCAGACCCCAAGUGCCUCCACAGCCUGGUGUCCUGGGCUCACCACCACGGAGAGGCCUGUCACUCCUGCCCUGACCUGAAGGAGGUGCUGGAGGGCCAAUGCUGGGGCUCUGUACAGGCCAUUUGGAGCUGUGUUGAUGGCCACAGUUACAUCAUGGACACUCAGUGCACAGCUGCUGCCAACCCAGGGUACAUGGUGAACCUAAGCAGUGGAGCUUUAGGGAGCGGCAGUAGUGACAGAGUGAUGUCAGAGGAGGAGGAUCAGGAGGAGGAAGAUGAAGAAGAACAACCCAGUGGGAAUGGAAGUGUAAGCACUGUGGCUCAACACAGUACACCUGCAGUCCCAGCACAAUCUCGGAGAUCAGCGCUGACUCACUGGACCAGUAACACUGAAGGUCAUGACAAGCCAUUGUCUCCUGCUCUGGUCCAACUGGAGGACAGGGCUGUUGACAGUGAUCUAUCUGACAGGGUUGUCUCUGACGAAGACUUUGAGGAGAGUGGAAAAGGAGGGCUAUCAGACGAUGAGUUGUUCAAGCCAUUCUCAGACAAGAGAGCUCGUGAGAUGACCAUCCCUAUCAAGAGAAGAGGCAGCCCAAAGGUGCCAGAGGAGCCCAAAAUCAAAAAGAAACCUGGACCCAAACCUGGCUGGAAGAACAAGUUCAAACCUAAAGGAGAGGAGCUCCCCAACAUAUACAAGUGUCCAUAUCAGGGCUGUACAGCUGUAUACAGAGCUCCUGAUGGUUUAAAGAAGCACAUCAAAGAGCAUCAUGAGGAGAUGAGAGAGCGACCGUGUCCUCAUCCAGGCUGCAACAAGGUGUUCAUGAUCGACCGCUACCUGCAGCGACAUGUCAAAUUAAUACAUACAGAGGAGAGGAAUUACAUUUGUGACCAGUGCGGCCAAACCUUCAAACAGAGGAAACAUCUUUCCGUUCACCAGAUGAGACAUUCAGGGGCCAAGCCUCUACAAUGUGAGGUUUGUGGCUUCCAGUGUCGCCAGCGUGCAUCACUUAAAUACCACAUGACCAAACACAAGGCGGAGGCUGACUUGGAAUUUGCUUGCCUGCUAUGUGGGAAACGUUUCGAGAAGGCCCACAACCUGAACGUCCACAUGUCCAUGGUCCACCCUCUGACUCAGACCGAGGUUCAGAGAGGCAGCAGUCAGCAGCAGCAGCAGCAGGAGCAGCAGCCACUCUUCUCCGACCUGCACACCAUCACUCUGACUGGGGAAGUGGUUCAGCAAGACCAGGACAGGUGACAGCAGGGGGUCCAGGUUGGCUGUGUGGGCACAUAAACGUGGGACAGGGACCAGUUCUUGUACUGUACCACUUGUACUGAAGUCCCAGUUUUUUUCACAUUCAUGGACUUGGGCCUGCUGCAAACAGAUAUUUAUUUUACGGACAGCUUUUUAAGAGUAUCACUUCUCAUUCCAAAUGAAUGCAUUUCAUCAUCAGAACAUCUUCUGACCAAGUAUACCACAAGUCUAGAUUUGAGCUUGUCUUUAAGGGAGCAGCAGUUUUUCCUUCACAUGUACUGUAACAUUGUCAAACGCUGGUGUGAUACCUCUUCCAAUAGUUUGUGAAAGUAAAUAGAUUUAGAGGUUCUGUCUUUAGGCAGAAUACAUUUUUAAAAUGUCCUGGAUUUUAAAGUUGUAAUCCUUAAGUUUUCAGUUGUGUUUGAUUUUGCAGCACCCAUGGUAACUGACAACAGCAGUUAAUACUACUACUUGGGUAGCUACUGUGACAGACAGGACAGAUGAGCAUCUGAGUGUUUAUAGUGCAUACAAACUGGAGGUAUGCAGCCUAUUUUGUUGUCUAACAGCUCACCAUGGCUGCACCAGACUCUAACAUUACUCCCCUGCAUUUUUAAAAAUUGUCUACGAGGUGAAGAAUGCAUUGCUUUAAAGGGGCAACAUGUAAGUUAUGGCCAGAACACCAGUUUAAAACAUUCAAAGAAACAUCAAUGAGUUUGAAGGAACAACAGUGUUGAAGCUAUGCCAAAGACGUCUGUGUGCUGUGUUGCAGAGACGUCUACUGAAGUUAGCAUGCUAUCCAGCGCAUUCCAGCCUCUCGUCUCAUAACACCAAUUUGUACCCCAAGAGGUGAUAGUCUGAUAGCGCCCGUAGUUAAAGCCAGUAGAUGUAAAAGUGGCAAAUUUGUUUGUCUUAUAAGUACACAAAAUAAACUCAAGAAAGGAGACAUUUUACACCUAUUUUCGUGGCUUAAAAAAGAUAACCAUAAACAAGUUUCUCUCCAUUACUGCACUAAGACAAACUUAUUAGCCUCAUUAA
Acanthopagrus latus (yellowfin seabream) is the source of this 2911-nucleotide messenger RNA. RefSeq names its product zinc finger protein 276 (gene znf276). Gene Ontology annotation, biological process: regulation of DNA-templated transcription. Gene Ontology annotation, molecular function: DNA-binding transcription factor activity, RNA polymerase II-specific; zinc ion binding; RNA polymerase II cis-regulatory region sequence-specific DNA binding. Gene Ontology annotation, cellular component: nucleus. Lineage: Eukaryota; Metazoa; Chordata; Actinopteri; Spariformes; Sparidae. The record is from RefSeq and is a predicted model, not a curated record. The coding region runs from base 23 to 1879 and encodes 618 amino acids. The transcript has 11 exons.